This is a messenger RNA of Galeopterus variegatus (Sunda flying lemur), 927 nucleotides long. RefSeq names its product olfactory receptor 2A2. Gene Ontology annotation, molecular function: olfactory receptor activity; G protein-coupled receptor activity. Gene Ontology annotation, cellular component: membrane. Gene Ontology annotation, biological process: G protein-coupled receptor signaling pathway. The transcript has a single exon. The coding region runs from base 1 to 927 and encodes 308 amino acids. The record is from RefSeq and is a predicted model, not a curated record. Lineage: Eukaryota; Metazoa; Chordata; Mammalia; Dermoptera; Cynocephalidae.
AUGGGAGGGAACCAGACAUGGGUCACAGAAUUCAUCCUGAUGGGAUUCCAGCUCAGUGCGGACAUGGAGGUGCUCCUCUUCUGGGUCUGCUUGCUGUUUUAUGCCUUCGGUCUGCUGGCAAAUGGGACGAUCUUAGGACUAAUUUGUCUGGACCUCAGACUGCACACCCCCAUGUACUUUUUUCUCUCACAUCUGGCUGUCAUUGACAUGUCCUAUGCUUCCAACAAUGUCCCUAAUAUGCUGGUAAAUCUACUAAACCAGAAAAGAACCAUCUCCUUUGUUCCAUGCAUAAUGCAGACAUUCUUGUAUUUGGCUUUUGCUCACACAGAAUGUCUGAUUUUGGUGGUGAUGUCCUAUGACAGGUUUGUGGCCAUCUGCCACCCUCUUCAAUACACUGGCAUCAUGAGCUGGAGAGUGUGCACGGUCCUUGCUGUCACUUCCUGGACAUGUGGAUUUAUCCUAGCUCUGGUACAUGCAAUGCUCCUCUUAAGGUUGCCCUUCUGUGGGCCCCAGAAGGUGAACCAACUAUUCUGUGAAAUUCUAUCUGUCCUCAAGCUGGCCUGUGCUGAUCCCUGGAUCAACCAAGUGGUCAUCUUAGCAGCCUGUGUGUUUGUGUUAGUCGGGCCCCUUUGCUUGGUUCUGGUCUCUUAUACUAGCAUCCUCUGGACCAUCCUGAAGAUCCAGUCCAAGGAGGGCCGCAUAAAGGCCUUCUCCACCUGUUCCUCCCACCUCUGUGUGGUUGGGCUCUUCUUUGGCACUGCCAUGGUGGUUUAUAUGGUCCCAGACUACAGUCAACGAAAGGAACAAGAGAAAAUGCUGUCCCUCUUUUACAGCCUCUUCAACCCUAUGUUGAAUCCCCUCAUCUACAGCCUGAGGAAUGCUCAGGUGAAGGGUGCUUUGUACAGAGCACUGCAGAAGAGGAUGUGA